Paramuricea clavata is the source of this 474-nucleotide messenger RNA. Lineage: Eukaryota; Metazoa; Cnidaria; Anthozoa; Malacalcyonacea; Plexauridae. The record is from the annotation of a GenBank genome assembly.
GUCAAGGAACUUGUUAUCAGUUUUACAAAACCUGGGAAAGAAUUUCCGCGCCUUAAGAUCAUCUCAGGUCAAAUCGAGACAGUGAACCACGCAGGAAUCCCAGGUUUGACAAUUUCUAAAGACCUAAAAUGGAACCAACACAUAACUAACAUAUUUUCGUCAGAGGCGAUUACUCCAAAUGCUAUCGAACAGUUAGUUGAUCACACCGUUAGUCACUUGAAAAUUACUGCGGACAAGACUAUUCCAACUAGAGUAUUUAAGCCCGUGAGAAAACACUACUGGAAUCCGACACUUACGUCUCUAAAUCGAGAAGUUAAAACAUGUUGGAGAAAAUGGCUUUAUGAAGGCGAACCUAGAGAUAGUAACAAUCAGUUUUUUAAAGACUACAAAAAAGCUAAAUAUAAUUUCCGUAAGGCCCAACGCCAAGCCAUUCAUGAGGAUGAGGUAAACGGCGAAAUUGGAGAGCCAACAUGA